GAGAUCGUGUGCUGUUAUUCGUUGCGAUUCUACUGCCAAAAUGUGGCAAAUUAACUGAGCAUUGACUGGGGGAAACAACAUUAAGAGCGUAUUCCCUGGCAUUCGCGAGGCGAAUCACAAGCCGAUGAUCCCGCACGCCCAAAUUUAUUUACCAGCCUAUAAAUAACAGCUGCUACACCCACCAAAAUCACAGAGCAAAACACACGGUACACAGGACAGACAAAGAGAGAAAUCCCGUCUCCAGACACUCCGCUCCGAUCCGUUCCGUCCACCCAAAAUGGCCGCCAGUACCAAGUCGCUGUUUCUCCAGGCAGCUCUCCUCCUCCUCGCCGCCGGCCUCCUGGUCUCGUCCUGCUACGCGUCUCCAGACGCCACCACUCAAGGCGACGUGAAGGCGGCGCCGGCGCCGGCGACGACCACGGGGCGGACCACGGACCCCAAGUGCUCGGAGAUGUUCCGGUGCACCCCCGAUAAUUGCAACGACUACUGCGUCCUCAUCGGCCUGCACGACUCCAAGGGCUUCUGCAGCUACCGCGGCCUCAACUUCUACUGCUGCUGCUCCGUCCCCUUCCGCCGCACCGCCGCCGCCAAGACGCCAGUCAUCUCCUCCUAGUUCUUUCUUCGUACGUGCGUGUAAAUUAAGAGUGUGGCCGAAAGGCACACGACCUAUACGUAGCAUUUCUGCGUUAAUAAAGUUCUUCCUCUUGCGUGCAUACAA
This is a messenger RNA of Lolium perenne, 718 nucleotides long. RefSeq lists its product as uncharacterized. The record is from RefSeq and is a predicted model, not a curated record. Lineage: Eukaryota; Viridiplantae; Streptophyta; Magnoliopsida; Poales; Poaceae.